AUGGUGUCUGGAGGUCGAGGGAAAGAUGGUGUGGUGGUGGGUGGUGGUCGGAAGGGGUUCGGGACUGCCGGAGCAGCUCGGGCACUCCUCGGACGCAAAACAGAGCAGUCCGGCGCCGGGGCUGUUCUGGGCUUUCCAGCGGGUCUGCGGCGGCCGAAGGUGGAGGCGGUGAGGUGGCGGAGGAGGUUGGUGGUCAGAGGAAGUGGCUGGAGGUGGUGGUGGCGCAAAACAGCCAAGGGAGGAGGAGUUGCACACGAUUCAAUCCAGGAGAGCGACCCAAUGGCGACGCAACCUAGUGAGGAACGAGGAAAUUCAAGCCAUGCCGAACAACCUGCAGACGUUCGUGUAAGCGUUGGAUCAGCUCCUUCUCAAUCCAGAGGUGUUUCGGAAUUAUUGCAAGAGGAAGCGGAUGGAGAAUAUCACUAUUACCGACCAUUGUGGCAAGCUGCAUUCAAGGGUGAUUGGGAAUUUGCUAAAAGAUUCUUCGAACAAGAUUCUGCUUCGAAAAUGGCCAAAAUAACAAGCAACUCACAAACAGUGCUUCACUUGGCCACUCUGAGUGCACAAGACCAAUUUGUGGAGAACCUAAUUGAGCUCUUGUCUCCGUAUCCGGAAGUGCUUGAAACGGUUGAUUGUAAUGGCCGCACAGCCCUCCACAAUUCUGUCCUGUGUGGGAGAAUAAGGAUGGUGGAGGCAUUAGUUAGAAGUAAUCCUAAUUUGACGCAACUUGCAGAUAAUAAAGGACGGGUUCCUUUGGGAAUAUCCGCUAAAGAAGCUUCUAUGCAUAAGGAGAUUGCCUGGUUCCUGGCAAAAAGUACGACAGACAAUGGGCCAAGUCAGCCCUUUAGCAGCCAAUCUGCCAUUGAUACCAUUUUAGAUCUCACCCACGCUGGUCACCAUGAUAUCACCCUUUAUCUAGUCAAGAAAUACCCUCACUUAAUUUCCAUGAGAAGCACAACUCACGGCAAAUCUAUACUGGACAUAUUGGCAAGGAUGGAGUCUCACUUUCCCAGUGGAACCAGGCUGAGUGUUUUGGAAGCAUUGAUAUACAAAUGUAUUCCGGUGGACUUGAACUACGAACCAACAGAUAAAAGUUCGGAUCCGGCGCUUCAAUGUCUCACAAGGUCAAUUUGGAAUGCCGCCAAAAUUGUAGUUCCCAUAAUCAAGAGGACUCAUGAGGUGAAGCUGGGACACAUGGUAACGAUUGAGUUGGCAAAACAAGUUUGCAUUGCGAUCUCCCGUAGUAGAACUACCGAGAUCACUAAUUUUUUAGUACUAGGAGAUGCGUUGGGUGAAGCUACAGGCAGGGGAAUCACUGAAAUCAUGAAGCUAUGUAUUCAAUUUUUCCCGGAGGAUAUUUGGAUGUCGCCCGAUGAUAAUAGGUUGGAAAAACAUAUUUUCAUGGCUGUGCACCAUCGCCAAGAAAGAAUUGUCAGACUCUUUUUGAAGGAAACCUCAACCGAUCAGUUGUCAUUUGUUCGAGCACCAUUGGAACUAUCGGCGGCGAUAAUGGCAGCAGCAACACAGUAUCAGUAUGCAGCAGCAGAGUACUACUCUAGUUUCAAUGUUGUAACUAACGUGGCGGGCGCCGCUUUUCAAAUGCAGAGAGAACUCCAGUGGUACAAGGCUGCGGAAAGUCGGAGUACCCGUUACCUGGCACUCGGCUACUUCCGUGGGAAAACAUUUUGGGCUAGAUUCGUGGAGCAGCACCAAGAUUUGCUUAAGAGUGGAGAAAAGUGGAUGAAGGACACAGCAAAUUCAUGUAUGCUCGUCUCAACUUUAAUUGCCACGGUAUUGUUCGCUGCUGCAUUCACCGUGCCCGGAGGCAAUGAUGACAAAACCGGAGUCCCAGUAUUGUUAGGACGAGACUCUAUCCUUGUUUUUGCAAUUUCGGAUGCACUAGGUUUGUUCUCCUCUGUGACGGCCAUCUUGCUAUUUCUAGCCAUCUUAACUUCUCGAUACGAGGCACAAGAUUUUCUCUACUUGUUGCCUAAGAAGAUCAUAAUGGGGCUUUGUUUUCUCUUCCUCUCCUUGGCUUUCAUGCUGGUGGCCUUCACUGCGACUCUCACAAUUGUGCUGGAUAAGAGAAUGGAGUGGGUUCUAAUUCCCAUUACUUUGCUGGCCUCUCUUCCCGUGGCUUUAUUCGUUGGACUGCAGCUUCCCUUGCUAUUGCAAAUGGUUAAAUCCACUUAUGGACCCAGCAUCUUUCGUCCCGAGGGCAUUUGGGAUGGAGUCAACUAUACCGAACAAGAUCGGUGAUUGAAGGGGCAUGUCUUCAUUAUAGU
This is a messenger RNA of Rhodamnia argentea, 2285 nucleotides long. RefSeq lists its product as uncharacterized. Bases 1 to 2259 code for a protein of 752 amino acids. Gene Ontology annotation, molecular function: protein binding. NCBI's taxonomy places the organism in Eukaryota, Viridiplantae, Streptophyta, Magnoliopsida, Myrtales, Myrtaceae. The transcript is spliced from 9 exons. The record is from RefSeq and is a predicted model, not a curated record.